AUGCUAACCCUGCCUGUACCUCUGCCCCCAGCCUGCCUCUUCCGCUUCAACGUCCUCUCCCUGGUGUACCUGCUCUUCCUGCUGCUCCUGCCCUGGUUCCCGGGGCCCACCCAGCGCUCCGCCGGAGGUCACACCAGCCGCCUCCUCAAAGCUCUGCUGGGGACCAGCAUCCUCUUUCUCCUCGCCCACUUUGUUUUCCAAAUAUGCCUGUACACGCUGCCCAUCCUGGACCAGCUGCUGGGGCCCAGCUGCAGCACCUGGGAGGUCCUUGCCCGGCACAUCGGGGUCACCAGGCUGGACUUGAGAGACAUCCCCAACUCGGUGCGUCUUGUGGCGCCCGACGUCGGCAUCCUGCUGGUCUCGUCCCUCUGCCUGUGCCUGUGCCGCCGCCUUGUCCCCAAGACCGGCACUGCCGCCCGCGGCCGGAGACCGGAGUCCCUGGAGCCCCUUGAGCAGGGGGAAGAGGAGGACGUGGAGCGGCACGGGGGAUGCUCGGCCGGGGGCUGCAUGGCCAGAGGCUGCUCGGCCGCGCACUGACCGCCCGCGGGGCGCUACUCCCCAGGGAUCACCCUGCCCUCCGCCUCCUCCAGCGUCUACUACCUGCUCUUCGUGGGGCUGUGCACGUGGUGGGCCUGCCACCUCCCCGCCAGCCGCCUGGCCUUCGACACCCUCUGCGUCCUCGUCGGCGUCUACGCCGGUGGCCACCUCCUCUGCCUCUAUGCCUACCAAGCGCCCUUCGUCCAGGGGGUCUUCCCGCCCCCCACCAUCUGGGCACGGUGAGUCCCCGGGGAGGGAGCCGUGCUGUGGGUCCCCAUGCCACCCCGGUUGAGUGGCCAGCCCGGCACCCCGCAUGGCCCCCAUUCCACUGCCAGCUGCCGGAGAACCGUGGCGCUGGCACAGUCGCCGGUGCGGUGCCCGAAGAGGGAGCUGGUGGAGCUGGAGAGCUGGCCCAAGGACACUGAUGGUGUGGCUGAGGACACCAAGCCCAUGCUGUCCCCCAGCACCGGGAAGCCAGGCAGCGGCACCGAGAACUGCACCGUCCACGUCAUGGGCAACUUGCCGCAGCCAGGCAGGAGGCGUCCGGUGGAGCGACUGCCCCUGCACGCCCUGGGCCACGUUGUCAUGAAACAGAGCUACGUCUGCGCCCUCAUCGCCAUGAUGGUGUGGAGCAUCACCUACCACAGCUGGCUGACCUUCGUGCUGCUGCUCUGGGCAUGCCUCAUCUGGACGGUGCGGAGCCGGCAUCACUUCGCCAUGCUCUGCUCGCCCUUCCUCCUCCUCUACGGCAUCGCUCUCUGCAGCCUGCAGUACGUCUGGGGCAUGGAUCUGGCCCCCGAGCUGCCCACCCGCGUCGGCUUCAUGAGCCUCGAGCAGCUGGGGCUGGUGCACCCCAAAUAUCCCUGUUUGGACCUGGGGGCCAAGCUCCUGCUCACCCUCACCUUCUGGCUGCUGCUGCGGCAGUUCGUUAAGGAGAAGCUGCUAACGAGGAGGUGCCCGGCCACCCCGCUCCUGGAGGUGACCGUCUCGGACACAGAGCCCAGCCGGCAGCGGGACGUGCUGAAGGCGCUGGGGGUUCUGGUGCGGGAUUUCUACGCCAAAUACUGGAUCUGCGUCUGCGCCGGUAUGUUCAUCGUGGUGAGCUUCGCCGGGCGCCUCGUUGUCUACAAGAUCGUCUACAUGUUCCUCUUCCUCCUCUGCCUCACCCUCUUCCAGGUGUACUACAGCCUGUGGCGCAAGGUGCUGAAGGGCUUCUGGUGGCUGGUGGUGGCGUACACCAUGCUGGUGCUCAUCGCCGUCUACACCUUCCAGUUCGAGGACUUCCCCAUGUACUGGAGGAACCUGACGGGCCUCACCGAUGAGCAGCUGGGCGACCUGGGCCUGGAGCAGUUCAGCGUCUCCGAGCUCUUCUCCAGCACCCUCAUCCCGGGCUUCUUCCUCCUGGCCUGCAUCCUCCAGCUCCAUUACUUCCACCGUCCGUUCAUGCACAUCACUGACCUGGAGCACAUCCCCGCUGCCACCCCAGUGGCUGCGGGGGUGUCCGUGACAGUCCGUGUCCCCGCAGUGCCCACCAAAUGGGGGCUGGUGCUGGAGCGCCUGAUAGUGCUGGGCUGGACCUUCUCGGACAUGCUGACCCGCGGGCAGGUCUUCGUGGGGCGCCUGCUGGAGCUCCACAUCCUCAAGCUGGUGGCUCUCUACACCGUCUGGGUGGCCCUGCAGGAGGUAUCGCUGAUGAACUUCUUGCUGGUGCUGCUGUGGGCCUUCGCCAUGCCCUACUGCCGCUUCCGCCACAUGGCCUCCUGCCUCUCCACCGUCUGGACCUGCAUCAUCAUCGUCUGCAAGAUGCUCUACCAGCUCAAGAUCGUCGACCCCCGCGAGUACUCCAGCAACUGCACCCAGCCCCAGCUCAAUGGCACCAAUCUGAGCCCAGAGGAACUGGGCAACUCCACCCUGUACCGUGGCCCCGUGGACCCCGCCAACUGGUUCGGCAUCCGCAAGGGCUACCCCAACCUGGGCUACAUCCAGAACCACCUCCUGGUGCUGCUGCUGCUGGUGUUCGAGGCGGGGGACAGGGCUGAUGCGGGGACUUGGGACCAUGCUGGUUUGGCUGGGGUGUGGGGUAGCACCUCGCUGCACACCAGACCCUGGUGGUGCCAAGCGUGGGUGCUGGGAGGGGAUGGGGACCCUGCUCUGAGCGGCCCAUCCCACAGGUCGUACCUGGACAUGGCGAAGGUGGUGGUCUUCCGCUACCUCUUCUGGUUCGUCCUGGUGGUGGUCUUCAUCACUGGGGCCACCCGCAUCAGCCUCUUCGGCCUCGGCUACCUGCUGGCCUGCUUCUACCUCCUCCUCUUUGGCACCGCACUCCUGCGAAAGCCGGCGCGGGCACGCCUCGUGCUCUGGGACUGCCUCAUCCUCUACAACAUCACCGUCAUCAUCUCCAAAAACAUGCUGUCGCUCCUCUCCUGCGUCUUCGUGCAGCAGAUGCAGAGCAACUUCUGCUGGGUGAUCCAGCUCUUCAGCCUGGUCUGCACCGUCAAGGGCUACUACGACCCCAAGGAGAUGGGCAAGGACCAGGACUGCUCGCUGCCCGUGGAGGAGGCGGGCAUCAUCUGGGACAGCAUCUGCUUCUUCUUCCUCCUGCUCCAGCGCCGCGUCUUCCUCAGCUACUACUUCUUGCAUGUCAUGCUGGACCUCCAGGCCUCUGCCCUGCAGGCCUCCAGGGGCGUGGCACUGUUCAAGGCCAGCAUCCUGAAGAGCAUGCGCUCCCACCGGCAAGCCGAGAAGAAGUCGCUGGCCCAGCUGAAGCGGCAGUGAGUGGCAUUGCGGUGAACUGCCCUCCCUGCCCCUUUGGCUCGCCCCCACGCCAGGGGUGGGUGCACUGAGCGUGGCCGUGCUGUUCCACAGCGCCCGGCAGCCCGGCGGUCCCGGCAGAGGGAGCGGUGGUGGCGGCCAUGGUUAGACCACGCCGCAGUGCUGCAUUCGGGGGAAUACUUCCUUUUUGAGUCGGACAGCGAGGAAGAGGAGGAGGCGGCGGCGUUGGAGGAGCCGCGUCCGGGCAGGCAGAGCGCCUCCCAGCUCGCCUACCAGGCCUGGGUGACCAACACCAGGACAGCGCUGCGGCAGCAGCAGCAGGAGCAGGAGCAGGAGCAGGAGGAGCCACCCGCUGCCGAAGUCGCUGCAGGGGACAGCGGAAGGAGGGAGGAGGAAUUGGAGGCGCCCGAAGAGGCCGAAGGCCAGGAGGAAGAGGAAGAGGAGGAGGAAGGCUCCGGUAGGCAGCUGUACUUCCCCGAGCUGGAAGAGUCGGAGCAGUUUUAUCGGUCCCACAACCGGUUCCUGAAGCUGCUGCUGGCCGGGUACCGCUGCGUGGCCGCCCACUCCGAGCUGCUCUGCUACUUCAUCAUCAUCCUCAACAACAUGGUGACCGCCUCCGUCAUCUCCCUCUUCCUGCCCAUCCUCGUCUUCCUCUGGGCCAUGCUCUCCAUCCCCCGGCCCAGCAAGCGCUUCUGGAUGACAGCCAUCAUCUUCACCGAGGUGAUGGUGGUGGUGAAAUACCUCUUCCAGUUUGGGUUCUUCCCCUGGAACGGCUAUGCCAUGCUGGUGCGCAAUGAGGGCAAGCCCUUCUUCCCACCCCGCAUCCUGGGCUUGGAGAAGACCGACCGCUACAUCAAGUACGACCUCAUCCAGCUCCUGGCGCUCUUCUUCCAUCGCUCCCUGCUGCUGUCCUACGGGCUGUGGGACCACGAGGAGGAACCCUUCCCCAAGAAGAAGGCGGAGGCGGAGCGGGUGGAGGAGGAGGAGGAGCAGAGGAACCGGGCGCCCCCGCCGCUGGCGGUGGGUGAGGAAGGGAUGGAGGUGCUGGCAGAGCCGGGGGCACCGGGCACAGCUGUGGGGCCGGAGCCGGAGGGUGAUGCCGUGGGGCAGGAAGAAGGGGCUGGGGCCACGCAGCUCCGCUUCAGGAGGAAGAGGCGGCGGGGGAAGAAGCAGCUGGAGGCGGCUCCGGAGGAAGAAGGGGGGGAGGAGGAGGAAGAGGAGGAGGAGGAGGAGGAGGAAGAGGCAAAACAGAGCCACGCUCAGAAGAAGCUGAAGGCGUUUGGGCUGCGGGUCAAACUCUUCUUCCUCACCAUGGCGCAGAACAUGUACCGGCCGGUGCGCGGGUUCUUCUGGGACAUCCUGCACACCCAGCACCGGGCGGCUACCGACGUCUAUGCCUUCAUGUUCCUGGCCGACGUGGUCGACUUCAUCAUCAUCAUCUUCGGCUUCUGGGCCUUCGGGAAACACUCGGCGGCCGCUGACAUCACCUCCUCGCUGUCGGAUGACCAAGUGCCGGAGGCCUUCCUGGUCAUGCUGCUCAUCCAGUUCACCACCAUGGUCAUCGACCGCGCGCUCUACCUCCGUAAGACCGUGCUGGGCAAGCUCAUCUUCCAGGUCAUCCUGGUCUUCAGCAUCCACCUCUGGAUGUUCUUCAUCCUGCCGGCUGUCACCGAAAGGUUGUUCAGCCUCAACACGGUGGCCCAGCUGUGGUACUUCGUGAAGUGCAUCUACUUCUCGCUGUCAGCCUACCAGAUCCGCUGCGGCUACCCAACCCGUAUCCUGGGCAACUUCCUCACCAAGAAAUACAACCAUCUCAACCUCUUCCUCUUCCAGGGGUUUCGCCUCGUGCCCUUCCUGGUGGAGCUGCGGGCCGUCAUGGACUGGGUCUGGACGGACACCACGCUGUCCCUCUCCAACUGGAUGUGCGUGGAGGACAUCUAUGCCAACAUCUUCAUCAUCAAGUGCAGCCGCGAGACAGAGAAGAAAUACCCCCAGCCCAAGGGGCAGAAGAAGAAGAAGAUCGUGAAGUACGGCAUGGGGGGCCUCAUCAUCCUCUUCCUCGUGGCCAUCAUCUGGUUCCCGCUCCUCUUCAUGUCGCUGGUGCGCUCCGUGGUGGGCGUUGUGAACCACCCCAUCGACGUCACCGUCACCCUCAAGCUGGGGGGGUACGAGCCGCUGUUCACCAUGAGCGCCCAGCAGCAAUCCAUCCAGCCCUUCACCCCCCAGGACUACGAAGCCCUCACCAACCAGUUUGAGAGGCAGCCGGUGGCCAUGCAGUUCAUCACGCUGUACGGCUACGAGGACAUCGUGACGGCCCGCAUCGAGGGCAGCUCGGGCUCGCUCUGGAGCAUCAGCCCCCCCAGCCGGGAGCAGAUGCGACGGGAGCUGCAGAACGGCCCCUCCGGCAACAUCCUCCCCAUGGUCAUCUUCAACGAUAAAGUCAGCCCCCCCAGCCUGGGCUUCUUGGCUGGCUACGGGAUCAUGGGGCUGUACGUCUCCAUCGUGCUGGUGAUCGGGAAGUUCGUGCGGGGUUUCUUCAGCGAGAUCUCGCACUCCAUCAUGUUCGAGGAGCUGCCCUGCGUGGACCGCAUCCUGAAGCUGUGCCAGGACAUCUUCCUGGUGCGGGAGACGGGCGAGCUGGAGCUGGAGGAGGAGCUCUACGCCAAGCUCAUCUUCCUCUACCGCUCCCCCGAGACCAUGAUCAAGUGGACGCGGGAGAAGGAGUAAGGGGAAGGGGUUCUGGGCCCCCCCCACCUCCGCUCCUGGGGACAUCACCACCA
This is a messenger RNA of Aptenodytes forsteri (emperor penguin), 6089 nucleotides long. It is a transcript of the gene PIEZO1, whose product is annotated as piezo type mechanosensitive ion channel component 1. Gene Ontology annotation, molecular function: mechanosensitive monoatomic ion channel activity; monoatomic cation channel activity. Gene Ontology annotation, biological process: regulation of membrane potential; detection of mechanical stimulus; cellular response to mechanical stimulus. The transcript is spliced from 39 exons. The record is from RefSeq and is a predicted model, not a curated record. Lineage: Eukaryota; Metazoa; Chordata; Aves; Sphenisciformes; Spheniscidae. Gene Ontology annotation, cellular component: plasma membrane; endoplasmic reticulum.